Seriola aureovittata is the source of this 1565-nucleotide messenger RNA. RefSeq names its product GTPase IMAP family member 9-like. The coding region runs from base 43 to 1095 and encodes 350 amino acids. The transcript is spliced from 2 exons. NCBI's taxonomy places the organism in Eukaryota, Metazoa, Chordata, Actinopteri, Carangiformes, Carangidae. The record is from RefSeq and is a predicted model, not a curated record. Gene Ontology annotation, molecular function: GTP binding.
ACGUGUCAAAGGGAGGAGACAGGAGCAGGUUAUAGAGACGAGAUGAUCAUGAAACUAUUGAUUAACAACACAACAACAAACAGAGACAAGACUUCACCAAACGGCCCGUCAAAGACAAACAUGGAUACAUGCAUGUUAUUGAAUUCAGAGGAGUUACAGGAGCCAGAGGAGUUAGAGGAGCCAGACUUCAGGAUUGUGCUUGUUGGGAAAACUGGAGCUGGGAAAAGUGCAACAGGAAACACCAUCUUAAGGAAGAAGGAUUUUCAAUCUGAAAUGUCUGCUGACACAGUGACAUCAGAGUGUCAGAAGGAAACAGGAGAGUUUGAAGGUAAAACACUGGAGGUUGUUGAUACUCCAGGUCUGUUUGACCCCAGUAAAUCUCAAGCGAAGGUGACGGAAGAGAUCGUUAAAUCCAUGUCAAUGGCUGCUCCUGGUCCUCAUGUGUUCCUGGUCGUGAUCCAGUUGGGCAGAUUCACAAAAGAAGAAGAAGAAACAGUGAAAAUCAUUCAGAACGUAUUUGGAGAGAAGGCAGCACGUUACACCAUAGUCUUGUUCACCCGUGGAGACGAUCUGGAGGCAGAUGGAGUCUCUGUAGAAAAAGUAAUUGGUAAAAAUAAAGAUCUCCGUGAUUUCAUCAGUCGGUGUCAUGGAGGAUACCAUGUUUUCAACAACAGAGACAAAGAUCCAUCUCAAGUCCGUGAGCUGCUGAAGAAGAUCAACACCAUGGUUCAGAGAAAUGGAGGAAACUACUACACCAAUGAAACGCUCCAAGAGGCUGAGAGAGCCAUAAGAGAAGAAACGAGACGUCUUCAGGAAGAAGAUCCAGGUAUGACAACUGCAGAGGCAAGAAGAAGGGCAGAGAAACGUAACAAGUUCACACAGAGAAUGAUGGCUGGUGUUUUAGGAGUUCUCGGAGCAGCUGGUGGAGCAGCUGCUGGAGUAGCUGUUGAAGUAGCUGUUGCAGCAGAAAUUGGAGCAGCAGUUGGUCUUGUUGGGGGUCCAGUAGGAGCUGCAGUAGGAGCUGCAGUAGGAGUUGCAGUAGGAGCUGCAGUCAUAGGUAUCGCUGCAGCAGUGAAAAAGGCACGUAAACAGUGAUAUGUAAUAUUAAUUAAAGAUCAUCUUCAGCUCAUUACAACAUUAUUAAAAUGAUAUAAAGAGAAAAUAAUCAUGGUAGCUGUGUGUAACUUUGAUUUGAUCACAUCUCGUUUAUUUUUCUGCUUCUGUUCUUGAACGCAUCAUCUUCACCAGCAGGUAGUUUUCUGCUAAUGUUAGAGAUCAUCAGCAUUUUAGUUUCACUAGAAGGACAAACUGCAGGUGAUUUGUUUGAAUGAUUCAUUAAUAAAAAGUUUAAUCUUGAAUAAAGUUUGUUUUCUUGUGCUGUCAGAGGAGGUGUUGUAGAGAAGGAAAGUUUUAAGAUGAAUAAGUUUGUAGUAAAGAUCGUAGAGAUGUUUCUGUGUUGGUAAGGUGAGAUUUAAAGCAGGAACAACAGUGACAUGUUGGUUCAUAUAUCACAUGUAUGUUAUCUGUGUUCUCUCAUAUUAAUAAAUAUAAACAUGUCAAAUGAU